Messenger RNA from Plasmodium reichenowi, 1758 nucleotides. RefSeq names its product RNA guanylyltransferase. Gene Ontology annotation, molecular function: mRNA guanylyltransferase activity; ATP binding. The coding region runs from base 1 to 1758 and encodes 585 amino acids. The transcript has a single exon. Gene Ontology annotation, biological process: 7-methylguanosine mRNA capping. The record is from RefSeq and is a predicted model, not a curated record. NCBI's taxonomy places the organism in Eukaryota, Apicomplexa, Aconoidasida, Haemosporida, Plasmodiidae.
AUGAUCACGAGUACAUAUCACCCUGGAGAAAAAAUUGAGAAUGAGUUUUUGAAGGAAAAAAUUCGCUCCAAAAUUAACGAAAUGUUAAAAUGGAAAAGGAGAGGUUUCCCAGGUUGUAAUCCUGUAUCUUUAACAAAUCAUAAUAUAAAAAAUUUAUUUACGAAAGAGUAUUUAAUAUGUGAGAAGACGGAUGGAGUACGGUACUUUUUAUUUAUAGCAUCAAAUACCACAUUUUUGAUUGAUAGGAAUUAUGAAAUUUUUAAGAAUGAUAUGCAUAUACCUACCAUAGAAGAUUUAUCCAAAAAACAACAACUAACUUUAUUAGAUGGAGAAUUAGUUGAAGAUAUUAUAUAUAAUGAGAAGACUGGUGUAGAAGAAAAAAAAAUUGUCUAUUUGAUAUAUGAUGGCUUAUAUAUACAAAGAAAAGAUAUAACAAAUUUAUCUUAUUUUGAAAGAUUAACCAAUGUGUAUAAUUAUGUUAUAACACCUUUAAAAAAAUAUAAAAAGUCUCAAAAAAAUAAAAAAAGCAAAAAUAAUUUACAAACUAAUCAUGAAAAUGAAUCUCUAUAUAUUGAACUUGAUGAAAAAGAUAAUAUUAAAAAAAGAAAAAGUAAUUUAAAUAAUAUGUUAACUGAGGAAGAAAAUGUAUUGAUAUCUCAUAAAAAAAAUGACCAUCCACAUAUCAAUAAUAAAAAUAUGAACGGUGUUAAUGUGAAUGAUGUUAAUGUGAAUGGUGUUAAUGUGAAUGGUGUUAAUGUGAAUGGUGUUAAUGUGAAUGGUGUUAAUGUGAAUGGUGUUAAUGUGAAUGGUGUUAAUGUGAAUGGUGUUAAUGUGAACGGUGUUAAUGUGAAUGAUGUUAAUGUGAAUGAUGUUGAUGUGAAUUGUCUUAAUGUGAACGAUUUUAAUAUGAAUAAUGUCAAUAUAAACAGUAUUAAUAUAAAUCAAGACUUUAAUAAUCAUAAUGAAAAAAAUAAUAUAUUGAUGAAUCAUGGAAUUCUUUUGGAAGAAAAUAAUAAUGGUAUACAAAACAUUGGAACGAAUGAUAAUAUAAAUUCUUUAAAUAAUUGUAACUUACUUUUGUACAAACGUGAACAACAUAGAGAACAAAAAGAAUAUGAGGAAGAAGAAGAUGAACGUUCCUAUUCAUCUGAUGACACUGCUUCAACAAUACAUGAGGAAGAAAUUCCUUUUGAAAUAUAUUUAAAAGAUUUUUAUCCAAUAGAAAAAAUAUGUGAACUUAUAAAAAUUAUGAAAAAGCUACCUCAUUAUUCUGAUGGUAUUAUAUUUACACCUUUACAUUCUCCAUAUAUAACAGGUAAUUUUUAUCAACUCCUAAAAUGGAAACCUCUAAAUUUAAAUACAGUCGAUUUUGGUAUAGAAACUAUAUACGAUGAAUAUAAUAUUCCUAGUAAAUUUGAACUCUUUAUAUCUAUAAACGGAGUAAGGACAUCUUAUAAAUGUUAUCUUGCUGAAUAUGGAGAUGUCUACAAAGAAUUGUUACAAUUAGCUAUUUCUAAUAAAAUAUCACAUUACAUUAUUGAGUGCUAUUAUGUUUCCAAAAAUAUCUUCUCAAUUUGUAAAGGUGAGAAUGGUAGGGAACAAAAAGUAGAAGGCGGAUGGAUAGCUCAAAAAAUAAGAUUCGAUAAAAAUAUUCCAAAUGAUAUAUCAACACUAAAUAAAGUUAUACAAAGUAUACUGGAUAACAUUACUAUAGAUUCAUUAAUCAAAGAAAUAUCCAGAAAUAGAAAAGCAAAGUAA